CGAGGAACAGCAUCCAUUAAUAUGCUUACAAACAACUACUGGUACAUUAUACUUUAAUUCCCUGGAGAGAUAUGACGCCUUUUUCGCUCAGCGUGCCAUUCGCGUGUACUAGGAGACAGCGACGCUCGAGCUCAAAAUCGAGGUGGAGGUCGGAACCCUGCCAUUCUGCCCAACGCCAAAUGUUCCGCAUCCUAGAGGCCGACGCUGCCGGUGCCAGUGCUAACAGAGGUAAAAUUGAAUGUGACUGUGCUGAAGUCGGGAAAGGAAGCAGGCGAGUCGCCCAACCUCCGCCCGAGAUCCUUGAAAAUUCACUCCGCGUCCUGUUUGCAGAGAGCGUUGGUCGGUGUAUGUCCUGCAUGGACGUCUCGCUUUUGCUGUUGUUCGUGAUAACAGCCAUAUCCGACGUCAUGCUCGUCGCUGUCACGGUGAGAGUGACGUUGUUGCCAGGGUGGUGAAGCUAAGGUGUUGCUCGAGAAGUCGUACGCGUAGUCGGGGUAUCGUUCGUACCAGCCUGCGCGAGAGGG
Molecule: messenger RNA, 524 nt
Organism: Phanerochaete carnosa HHB-10118-sp
Lineage: Eukaryota; Fungi; Basidiomycota; Agaricomycetes; Polyporales; Phanerochaetaceae
Exons: 1
Coding region: 72-455 (127 amino acids)
Source: RefSeq, a predicted model, not a curated record